GCGUUCCAUACACACCAAAGAGGAGAGGAGAUAUCUGCGCGCGCUCACAGUCGGACGCCGCGAGUUUCCAAAAAACACCAGCUGUACGUACCCGACUAAAGCACUCGUUCUCCUCCUCAUCGACAAACUUUUUUGUUUCUUUGCACCAUGCAGGACACCGCGUUCCUGAGCACCGUGCUGCUCUUCACCGUCAGCCUCGCGCGCUCUCACCAGCAGCCGGACUACCAGCACGCGGCCGCUUUGGACGCGCGCGGCAGAUACGUGAUGAGAUGGAGCUUUGACCAAACGACCAUCACGGUGGAGAUCUCGGCGCAAACGAGAGGAUACAUCGGCUUCGGUUUAUCUCCAAAUGGCGCCAUGGCCUCGUCAGAUAUCGUCUUUGGAGGGAUUGCAGACGGGACACCUUAUCUGCACGACUACUUUGCAGACAGCAAAAGAAAAGUCCAUAAAGAUCAGGUCCAGAACUACAAGUUGCUGUACGCAAGAGAAAAUGACACGCACACCGUGCUAGCGUUCAGCAGGAAGCUCCAGACCUGCGACCCUGAGGACAGGGAAAUCACGGGUAGUACAAUGCGGGUGAUCUGGGCAUUUCACGAAGACGACGUCGGGCCGUCAGGGCCAGCGUACCAUGGAGUAAACAGAGGGAGGAAAAGUUUACGUCUUCUCAACCCUGCAUCCAGCAAGAGCAUUCCUCAAGGAACAGCUAGCUUCGACCUUCGGAACAUUAACGUCCGAGUGCCUCAAAAGGACACGACUUACUGGUGUCAGAUGUAUAAAUUCCCAGAUGUGAAGAAAAAGCAUCACAUAAUCAAAAUUGAGCCCCUGAUCCAGAAAGGUCAUGAGACUCUGGUCCACCAUAUCCUGCUCUAUCAGUGCGAUAGCACCCUGAAUGAGAGCGAGCUGGAAAUGGGUCACGAGUGCUUUCAUCCAAACAUGCCCGACUCCUUCAUAACAUGCCAAACUGUCAUAUUUGCAUGGGCCAUUGGUGGAGAGGGCCUCAGUUAUCCUCCGCAUGCAGGAAUGUCAAUAGGAACAGCUACAGAUCCAGUCUAUGUGCUGUUGGAGGUUCAUUAUGACAACCCUUCUUUACAGAGAAGAAUAGUGGACAGCUCUGGUCUGCGUCUGUUCUACACACCCAAGCUGCGGACUUAUGAUGCAGGGGUAAUAGAGACAGGGGUGUGGGUCAGCCUUUACCACAUGCUGCCUCCUGGGAUGCAGGACUAUGUCACUGAGGGUCACUGCAUGCAAGAGUGUCUGCAGGAGUCUCUGGAGAGUGACAUGCCCAGUGGUAUUCAGGUGUUUGCAGUCCUGCUCCAUGCUCACCUGGCCGGCAGAGCCAUCAGAACCAGACAUUUCCGUCAUCAGGUCGAGCUUCCUCCUCUUUCCUCCGACGACCACUUCGACUUCAACUUUCAGGAGUUCCAGCCACUGAAUCCAGAGCGGCAGCUUUUGCCUGGGGACUCAUUAAUCACUGAAUGCGUAUAUAACACUAAAGGCAGGAAGAACAUGACAUGGGGUGGCUUGAGCACGAGGGAUGAGAUGUGCUUGUCGUACCUUCUGUACUACCCUCGAAUCAACCUGACCAGGUGCGAGAGCCUUCCUGAGGUCACUGGCCAGCUCAAAUUCAUCGGAGUCAAGGAAAUUCAUAGCCCUCUUUCGACAUGGCCUUUUGUGAUUAAAAGUCCGAAGAAAUACAGCAACCUUUCGUUCACCGAAGCCAUGGACAAGUUCCGAUGGACAAAGAAGAGAGGAAAAGACUUUAACGAAGUUGUGUUGCAGCUCCCAGUGAAUGUACGCUGCUCCAAGCUGGGUUACGACGAGUGGUUGGUUCAGGGCACGAUUCUUCCUCCACCGAAGCUGAAAUCGGUUCAACCAUCUGCCAGAAGCGUGUGUUCGAACGGCUCGACGUCUCAGACUCAUCACACUCUCUCUGCGCUGAUCAUGGCAGCACUCAUGUCCUUACUCUUCCUUCGAAAUGCCCAGCGCUGACUCCGCGACCCCGUGUGAACAGUUAGAUGUGGCGAAGAGACAAAACUUUACUCCAACAUACAACAACUGAAUCAUUGAUUCAAGGCACGGGAUCACAGCAGCAGCAGGAAGUUGUAGGACGGAUGGAGAUGAUUAGUCUGGAGAAAAGAACCAGCACGGUGUGAACCUAAACAAAUAUUUAUGUAUUAUACACCCUCUAAUCAAACGUCUCAAAUAUUUAACCAUCCCUCAUCCUUUUCCCUGUGAUCUAUUAAGAAGACAAACAAUCAACACAGUUUCAACCAAAACAGCUACACAUCCAGUCAAAACAUUCUGGACACCA
Hemibagrus wyckioides is the source of this 2311-nucleotide messenger RNA. RefSeq names its product monooxygenase, DBH-like 1 (gene moxd1). Gene Ontology annotation, molecular function: dopamine beta-monooxygenase activity; copper ion binding. The transcript has 12 exons. NCBI's taxonomy places the organism in Eukaryota, Metazoa, Chordata, Actinopteri, Siluriformes, Bagridae. Gene Ontology annotation, biological process: octopamine biosynthetic process; dopamine catabolic process; norepinephrine biosynthetic process. Gene Ontology annotation, cellular component: secretory granule membrane. Bases 148 to 1989 code for a protein of 613 amino acids. The record is from RefSeq and is a predicted model, not a curated record.